This is a messenger RNA of Gasterosteus aculeatus aculeatus (three-spined stickleback), 1145 nucleotides long. RefSeq lists its product as uncharacterized. The record is from RefSeq and is a predicted model, not a curated record. Gene Ontology annotation, molecular function: RNA polymerase II cis-regulatory region sequence-specific DNA binding; DNA-binding transcription factor activity, RNA polymerase II-specific. NCBI's taxonomy places the organism in Eukaryota, Metazoa, Chordata, Actinopteri, Perciformes, Gasterosteidae. Gene Ontology annotation, biological process: regulation of transcription by RNA polymerase II.
CGCAGGAGGCGUCGCAGGGGCCGUGCACGCUUCUGCUUCCGGGUCGGUGGAUGUAAACACAAGGACGUUCCGCCUCCUGCAGACAGCGGACAGAAAACAUGACCAAACUGGAGAUGCUCAACGCGUUUCUGAACGAGAGGCUGACCGCGGCCGCGGAGGAGAUCUUCCGCGCCGUGAAGAGCACCGUGGCGGAGUACCAGGGCGAGAUCCUGCGCUCCAAGGAGGAGAACGAGCGGCUCAAGCGGCUGCUGAACGUGGCCGUCCAGCGGCUCCUGCUGCAGCCAGAGCCUCCCUCUGUCGAGCCCCAGGAGGACGCUCGGCCCCGUGAAACGGAGGGGAGCCUCAGCGUGGAGCCGCUGCCGCAUAUCAAAGAGGAGCCAAAGCGCCGGGACGGUCCCGCGGAUUCGUCACGGGAGGCCAGCGCCCCGGAGGAAGGAAGCUGCGGUCGCCUGGGGCCUCCGCUCGGGUCACAUCCUUCUCCGUCCCCAGCGCCACCCGCCUCUCGGGAGGUGAAGUCCGAGCGCGCCGGGGAGGCCGGCAGCUCGCCGCCGCCCGCGACCGUUCACUCCAACGGCAGAGCGGCUCCGGGCGACUCGCGGGCCGCCGCCAACAGCCACAGGACAGCCCGGGGCUUCCUGCGCGCAAACGGCAAGCAGAGCGCGCACAUACUGCAGAUAAAAAGCGUCCGAUCCCUGAAGCCGCUGCCCGCCCGCUCCUCUCACCCGGGCCAGAGCAUACAGAGGUGGCACAGCUGCAAGGAGUGCGGCAAGGGCUUCAGCUUCGCCUGCCAGCUGGAGGUCCACAUGCGCUGGCACACAAAGGAGAAGCCGUACAGCUGCGCCGUGUGCCGCAAGAGCUUCACCACGGUCAGCAUGCUCAAGCGGCACCACCGCAUCCACACGGGGGAGAAGCCCUUCCGCUGCCACGUCUGUGGCAAAUGUUUCAACCAGUCGGCGCACCUCAACACCCAUUUCAGGCUGCACAGCAGAGAGCGGGCCGGCUGGGGCCGGGCGCCACUCGCCAAAUGAACAGACUGACCAACGUGUGUAAACUCUUUAAGAGGCCGAAUGUCACCUGCAAACAAUGUACAAUAAAUGUGUGUGACGGUGUGUCUUCUCCCUUGUGCAAUAAAGUGUGGUACAUCA